CGCCGCGGCAACCACGUGCUUCUCAACCAAGUCGCAGCUGCGAGUUCGCAUCACUUACAAGUCGGUUCGUCUCUUUGUUUUUUUUUUUUUUCAUUGUUUCUCUGUUGUGUACUCUCUGGUCUUUUCACGAGUUCGCGUCUCGAUCGCGGUGAUCUCGGACGAACCAACGAAACGUCACUUCGCCAGAAACGAAACCUAGUACGAUAUAGUUUAUACUCUGUAUAGAAAUACAGGAAGGAAGAGAGAUAGAUAUAUACAUAGAGAGAGAGAGGAGGUCGGGAGAAAGGAUAAAGGGAAGGAGUGAUCGGCGAGUGGGGAACUCCAGGUGGAAAGAAUCGUGCAGAGGAAAAUCGAAAGAGAGUGGAGGAGGAAAGGUUGCAUUGUAUGCGCCUAUUCGACUGAUUCUGCAAGUGCUCGGCGAAUCCUUUUUUCUUACAGCACUAGAGCACACCAAGUUCUUCUAGAAACUACCACGCGACAUCUCGCCUAAGCGGAACGUUACCGAUUUUUCAUUUAGAGCAGUUCGAAAAGGGGGCGAAGCUCGUUUCAGUGUGCAAGUGAAGAAAAUCGAUUCUUUCACGAGCUCUCUCUCCCUCGGUUCACGAUCGUCCCUGUGAUACACUCAGAAUCGUCCUUAACGCUCUGUGAUCUGUGCUUUUGUGAUAAUUCUUUGCUUUACGAGGAGCUUUUUAGAUCUAUUCCAGCCCAGCGAUAUCUGAGAGGUUUCCCGUUAUCGGGGACGCAGAGCAUCGUUUUCCUGGAUCAACGCGCCGUUGCCAUAGUUCCCUCCUGGCUGGAGUCAGUCACCGUGAUGUCCACCGAUUUCCUAUGAAAAUAUCGACCUGCCCACACGAUCGCCACGCAUCGUGCAAGCCCACGCUUGUCUAAACUCAUCGAGGAACCGACGAACCGAGAAAGCAGUAGAAAAGAGAGAAAGAUUCGAUAUCGUCGGGGGAAGAACAUUCGUCGAACGUGAUUUCCCGAGAUUAGUGGUUGCAGCACGUUCCGUGUAUAGGCGGCUGAUUAACGCCGCUGAUAACCACGCGGUCACGACUUCGAUAAGAAUAGAAGAAAAGAAGAACGCAACGCGAGGAAGAGAGGGGAGGCACGCGACGGACAAGACACAGCGAAAUCAUUCGAGUUGUUCAAUUGUGUACCUGACUGUCGAACGCGACGGAUAUUCGACUGGAUCGCGUUUGCCAGCGCGAGAAAGCGAGAAUUAGCUGGAGAUCGAGCUCUGCAUCGUGUUGAAGAAAGCGAGAAAGAAGUUUCUCGGAACUCUUACCGUUGCUGCCUGUCAAUUUUUCAACGCUCAGAGGGAAAAGUGUUUAUAGUAAAAAGGAGCUGAACGUGUUAUCAUAGGUCACGCUUCCAGCGACGCGAAUUUGCUUAAAUUUCCAUCGACCGGAGAAAUCCCGAAUUUCCUCGAGGAAUCGCUCAACUCUCGAGCGUUCGUUGGACCAAAUCGCCGGGAAUAAAUUAGCGAACGAGCAAGUGAUCGUAAGUAGCGUAUUCUCGUUUCAAGGAUUUUGCGUUCCCUUUCACGAAAACCUUGAGAUCCGUGGAUCGAUCGCUCGAUUCGAGGAGACAGACCUUGAUUUUGAACUUCAAACGAGAAAAUCUACCAAGUAUACAGCAUUAGUUCCUCGGAGAAAAAGGAAGCUGAGGAUAAUCGAGUUUUUACUCGUGAAAAAGCGCAGGUAGAGAAAUCUGUCUUUUCACCGUGGUAAAAUAUAUACCUGCGGGAUAAUUAUACUGGUAGAAGGUUUGCGAUCGCAGAGUGGCGAUCGAGGUAAUAACACGUCGAGUUCCGUUGGGAAAUUCGCUAAAACCGUAGCAGUUGGGAAGCUCGCGAUACGUUUCUACACGGUUGCAAAGGCAGUGGAAAGGAAACACCGCAGCAACGAAAGGAAGUUUCUCGAAGCUUGCUGCUGAUUCUGCUUUAGACUUGCUCGAAAAGGAGAAUCGUCUGAAGACCAGGGAGAAGGAGCACGACAGAGGGAACGAAGCGGAGAAAGAGAGAAUCUGCUGGAUACGCUGUAACAGAUUUAGAAGGUCCAUGUGCUCCAUUUAGGCUCGUUUACGACAGCACCGCUACAUAGGCGUGCGGGAGGAGAGAAAAGGUUCGAAAGCAGGACUUACCUAGGGGGGAAAAGGACACAGAAAGGAGUAGCGCGAAUCGAACAAAGACAGCGGUGAAACGAGAGAGGAAAAGAAGAGACGAGUGUGUAUACUGAAAAUGGCAAAGGGCAAAUCUUUGGCAGUGCCUGAAAAGCGUUCGAACGACGUGUUCGACGAAGAAUCGAUAGCGAUACGAUCGAGAUGGCGAAACCUCGCGGCCUUCUGGAUCCUCGGGCUGUGCAACAACUACGGAUACGUGGUGAUGCUCAGCGCGGCUCACGAUAUCCUGGAAAGCAAAUUCGGCAAGGUGGAUCACGGCGAGGUGCACACAAACGGCACCGCAGCACCGCCGAUUAACAUGACAGGUGUACGAUCAUGCAACACGCUAUCCACCGGUGCGAUAUUACUCGCGGAUAUAUUACCCUCGUUGGCGGUGAAAGUAAUCACACCGUUUCUGCCGUUUUACGUACAUGCUCGACUGGCUACCUGUGUGUUAUUUUCCGCUGCAGGAUUCCUUGUGGUGUCGUUGAGCACUACUGAAUGGCUCGCCAUUCUGGGUGUCGUUGUAACGUCACUCUCUUCCGGUUUGGGAGAAGUUACACUGCUGAGUUACAGUCAUCAGUAUCCGAAACAAGUAAUAGCGACAUGGUCGUCCGGUACUGGAGGCGCCGGAAUAAUUGGCGCGCUAUCUUAUGCCUCCCUCACCACGUGGUUGAGCAACGAAGAUACAUUGUUACUUAUGUUAAUCGUACCGAUCAUACAUGGAAUCACUUUCUGGUUGGUUCUGGUUCAUCCACCGCAGUCCAGUAUCCCGAUCACUAAGAACGGUAUCGACAGCCAAGAGCACAUCAUUGAGGUCCAUAGGAAGAGCUUUAAAGAAAAGAUCAAUCUGGUACCGGGGUUGAUGAAGUAUAUGAUUCCGCUCGGGCUCGUGUACCUCUUCGAAUAUUUCAUUAACCAAGGAUUGUACGAGCUGAUCGAAUUCGACGGGAUUUGGUUGUCCCACGCCGAACAAUAUCGUUGGCUACAGGUGGAUUAUCAGAUAGGAGUGUUUAUUUCAAGAUCGUCGGUUAAUCUUGUUACGAUUAACAAAAUCUGGAUCAUGGCUGUUUUACAGUUCAUCAACGUCAUUAUCCUACUGUUCGAGACGUUGUUCUAUUACUUACCCAACAUUUGGGUCGUAUUCGUGUUCGUUCUAUGGGAAGGACUUCUCGGUGGCGGCGCAUACGUGAACACGUUCUAUCGGAUGUCCACCGAGAUUCCAAGGGCGGAUCGUAAAAUUUCCUUGGGAAUCGCGACGAUGGCCGAUUCCAUUGGAAUAGCGAUGGCAGGAUGGUUGUCCAUGCCGGUUCACAAUACCAUAUGCAGACUACCACAACCGUCUCGAGUCGGUAGCUAGGAGAGACGACUAUAGUCGAUAGUAUUUUAAACGACGAUCAUGCGACCGUAUCCAUCGUGCCGUGAUACAUGCGUUAUUUAUUACCGAGUCUUCUUCGAUGAUACGUCCCUUUGCGAUUCCAUUGCGCUGAUAACCGAGCAAGAAAACUUCAACACCGUGUGCAAAUCGAUCGCAGUAUUUCCAGCCGUUGCACGAUCUAUACACCGCGAUCGAUGCAACGCCAAGCUUGAUACUUCGUUCGUAUCAACCUCGACGCUGGAGAGUAAACUGGAUCAACGGAGAAAAAAUGGGAACGAAGCAGAAUAGGAAAUUGAUGGACGUUGAGAAAAGAUCGUGAAGAUCUCGUCUUACAAUAAUCCGUUUGGAAACCAACGAUCGAUGGAGAAAGUGAGAAUAUCGAUAUACAUUAAACCAAAUGUUCCUGAAUGAGAAGAAAUAUUAGUUGUAAGUUCGAUCGUUCUGAGAUUUAUUUGGUACAAAUAUUUAAAAGACUAGGAACAGGAUUAUCUUACAAACUGGUUUGCCGUUUAGUUUCGCUGCGCGUUCUCUCGUUUUCCUUUCGAACGAGACGGAACAAUAAGCGAGAACUCGACGUACGCGACAGACAGCGUCCAAAUGGAAGAUUGGAUAGAAACGUACUUCGUCGUCUCGAUAUCUCAAAUUGCGUGCGCUUUUUGUACCAGGAUUCUUUUUAGUCGAGUUAUCGCAGCGAUACACUUGUCAACGCCAAUUUCUCUGGCUAAUGUACGUACACGCGUUUCUUUCUUUUUGUAAUACGUCUUCUUUCUUUUUUAGCUGUUAGAUAUUUUUCUCCGUCGUGUUUGAUAACGUGUUGAUCGUUCGACGAUGAGAACGACACCAGUAUUUAUAGUUAGCGUAACACGUUCAUUUUCGACACGUUUCUAGAAACGAUUACAGCGAGUUCGUUUUACAUGUCUCACGUUGUACGUGCACGUUAUACGUAUCUUUGUCAGUACCGUUUCAAAAUAACCGGUGACAAGAUUCACUUGUCUUCUCUCUUUUUCUUUUUUUUAUAUAGUAUAA
Molecule: messenger RNA, 4564 nt
Organism: Habropoda laboriosa
Lineage: Eukaryota; Metazoa; Arthropoda; Insecta; Hymenoptera; Apidae
Gene: Cln3
Product: battenin
Exons: 8
Coding region: 2240-3520 (426 amino acids)
Biological process (GO): regulation of intracellular pH; lysosome organization
Cellular component (GO): lysosome; membrane
Source: RefSeq, a predicted model, not a curated record